AGUGAACCAGGCGCCCACAAGCACGCACUUCAGCACACCGUUCCUCUUCCUAUCCCUCUGCUUCCUUCAUCGCCAACCGCCAUCAUGGCUGAGAACAAGACUGCAGCUGCACUGAAGGACCUGGACGCCGACAUGCCCGAGUGGCAGUGCCCGAGCUUUGACGAGCUGAUGGUGCACGCGUGCGAGAACAUGCCUGUGGAGGCGGCGACGUGGUUCGUGGAGUCCCUGGCCCCAUACCGCGACGCUCUCACGCAAGGCGAGGGCACCAAGCGCAUCACCAUGAAGGCGUUCAACGACAUCCUCAAGGGCUUCUUCAUGCUGCUGCCCGUGCCCAACUUCCACCAGUUUGGCUUCUUCACCAUGCUGCAGCCGGCUUCGUUCCAGGAGAGCAAGGACGCCGCUGCGAAAGCCUGUGGGCCGUGGUCGCCCAUGGUGUGGCGUGCCGCCACCCUGGUGUGCGGCAUACGCGAGAUGAAGCGCAAGGCCCUCACCAACACCCUGCCGGACGAGGUGCUGGCCGGCCACAGGCAGACAAAGCAGCCCCUCGUGGAGAUGUGGACCAUGCGCCGUGCCCGCGGCAGCGCGGACGGCAAGGAGCACAUGGUGGAGAAGAGCGCCACCGCCGCUGGUGGUCGCUCGUGCCCCGACGACCUUGUGCUUGCCGUGACGUGCGGCACGGCCGUGUACGUGGUUCGCGUGCCCGCGGACGGCACUGCGGACGACGUGGCCGCCGAUCUCACCCACAUUGUACAAGCAGAAGAAGAGGAGGCCCAGCAGCCCGGCCAAGGCAGGGAAGCCGCCAACGACGCGCAGCAGCAGCAGCAGCUUGGGUUCUGCCAGCUGACGUAUGUGCUGCGGCCGGACCUCAUGACGGCGCUGGGCAGCGACGACACGUGGCACGCCAUCUGGGACGAGGUGCAGAACGCAGAUUUUGCCGUCGCCCUGUUCCCUCGCGCGGAUAGCGUGGCCCUGUGCCCAGAGGAUCCCGUGCACGGCGCAAUGGCGUUCCUGCGACCAGGCAAUGAGGGCGGCACCGUCGGCGACAAGAACACGCUGUGUGUGCUCGGUGACGGCGCUGCGACGUACAUCUGGGACCAUGUGCUCAUGGAUGGCGCCCCUGGCAUCUUUUUCGCAUCGCACGUGUACCAGCACGCAGACAAGCUCGCGUCCUCCCUCUCCUCAUCCUCAUCGCCAUCGACGUCGACGACGACACCGACGACGACGGCAGGGGACCUGCGCCGCAUUGCGCCACCGGCAGGCACGCGCUUUGACGACUGGAGCGAUGAGGUGCGCAGCGCGAUGCAGGCGGGUAUGGAACUCAGCCUGGAGCGCACAAGGCCGGAGACGACGUUUGGCACGCGGCACAUUGUGUCCGACGCCUUUGGGCGGGAUGCAGCUCGGGCAAAGGGCCUCUCUGUCGACGCGCUGUUCCAGGCCACGCUGCAGCUUGCGCUCGCCGACCUGGCCAUCCCCGAGCUGCAUGAGGUGACGGAGGUGGUGAGCACGCGGCACUUCCGCUACGGCCGUACAACCAACAUGACUGGUAACUCCGCCCUCAUGGACGCAUUUGUGGCCGCAGCCAGGGACGCCCUGUACGCUGAUGGUGGCGAUGGUGAUGAUGGUGAUGUGAAGGAAAGGCAGGAAGGAGGUGAUAACAGCGACAACGGCGGCGGCAACAGCGAUGCAGCUGGAGAGGAGAGGAAGCAGCUGCUGCUGCUCACAAAGGCUGCCCUGCUGCUUCGCGGCGCCGUGCACGUGCACAAGGAGCGAAUCAAGGCGCACAAGCGGUGCCCGCCCGUGUUUGCCAACAUGCUCAUGGGCUUUGGCGAACAGGCGCAGCGCGAGCAGGAUGCAAGGGCCACCUCGUCCACGGAGCCGUUUGACCUUUCACAGCGCUGCCUGGACUACUUCAUGCAGAUUGCGUCAUCUGAGCGCCCGCGCGCGUCCCGCUGCCUGAUGAUGGACAGCAUCACCAUCUCCAACGGCUCCGACAUGCCUGGCGUCGCCGUGUUUGGCGUGACCCCGUCUGCCCCGCUCGUCCUGGGCUACAUCAUGCGCGCCGAUGGCGUGGAGAUUGAUGCUAUAUCGAGGUGUGCAGACCUGAAGACGCCACGUGGUGUUCCCUUGCUCGAUGCGCUUCCACGCGCAUUCCACCGCGCCGCCCGCGCCGUCGCCGACCUCCUCAAGCUGCUGUAGGCGUGCGUGUAGUUGUAUGUUUGCAGCUGUGUGUUUGCGUGUGUGUGUGUUUGUAUGUUUGCAGCUGUGUGUGGGUGUGUGUUCGUGCGCGUGUGCUUGCAGCUGCGUUUGCUUGCAGCUGUGUCAGCGGGCACGUGUUACAACUUUCAUCCGCUUUGCAUGUGUCUGUCCGCACGUUUGUGUUCCUUCGUCGUUGCCCUUCUUAACUCGCGUUCCUUCUUCCUGUUCGUGGCCCCUGUUACGCGCCAUCGCUAAGCUCUCGUAGCUUGCUUGAGUUUGUUGUGCUUUUGUGUGUGUGUGUGUGUGUGCGUGCGUGCGUGCGUGUGUCGGUUACUUUCCUCUGCUUUUACGUGCAUGUUUGCUCGCUCGUUCGCUUGCCUUGCAGGGGUGCUGUUUGAAUGAAACCAUCGUGUACUUUGAAUAUCUGAC
Molecule: messenger RNA, 2625 nt
Organism: Salpingoeca rosetta
Lineage: Eukaryota; Choanoflagellata; Craspedida; Salpingoecidae
Exons: 1
Coding region: 85-2196 (703 amino acids)
Molecular function (GO): acyltransferase activity
Source: RefSeq, a predicted model, not a curated record